Asparagus officinalis (garden asparagus) is the source of this 1898-nucleotide messenger RNA. RefSeq names its product phenylalanine--tRNA ligase alpha subunit, cytoplasmic-like. Gene Ontology annotation, biological process: phenylalanyl-tRNA aminoacylation. The record is from RefSeq and is a predicted model, not a curated record. The transcript is spliced from 18 exons. Bases 133 to 1632 code for a protein of 499 amino acids. Gene Ontology annotation, molecular function: phenylalanine-tRNA ligase activity; ATP binding; tRNA binding. NCBI's taxonomy places the organism in Eukaryota, Viridiplantae, Streptophyta, Magnoliopsida, Asparagales, Asparagaceae. Gene Ontology annotation, cellular component: cytoplasm; phenylalanine-tRNA ligase complex; cytosol.
UUUGAUUUCAUUGUUUUUUUAGCCAACCAAACAGCCACAUAACCCAAAACCCAAAACCCUAGAAAUCUCCUAGAAUUGCUUUGCAUCGCAGAAACGUCGGAGAUUAGCAGAGAGAACCCAAUUCCAUCAGCAAUGGCGGCAGAAGACUCGGACGCCAAGACGAAAGCAGAGAGAUCGAUCCUAGGGUUUCUUAGAUCCAACGACGUCAUCGCCGACUCUCACCAAUUCGCUUCUAGCAUCGGAAUCGGCCACGGGGAACUCGAGAGCGUGAUCAAGAGUCUCUCAGCAUUCCAAUUCAUCGAGUCGCAGGAUGUAAAGAAGGACAAAUGGCUGUUGACGGAGGAAGCGAAGUUGUAUGCUUUGAACGGAUCGCCGGAGGCUCAGGUUUUUUCAGCGGUGCCUCCUGAGGGGAUCCCGAGGGCCGAGCUCGAGAAAAAAGUUGGUAGUCAGAUUUUCAAGAUUGGUUCGUCCCAAGCAGUCAAGAAUAAAUGGGUGGAGAUUGGUAAACAAUUGGUCUCCAGAAAGGUGGAAAAUGUUGAAGAUACCCUUAAAGAUUUGCUCAAAAGUAUUGAAGAUGGAAAGGUGGUUGACGAUAAGGAUAUCGCCGCACUGAAAAAGCGGAAGCUCAUUACCCUUCAGACAUGGAAGGGUUACUCUCUGAGAAAAGGCCCCAUGUAUGCACCAGAGAGAAAAAAGUUUGCAACAGAUUUGACUCGAGAACAUCUUCUGAGGGGUGAUUGGAAGGACUUGGAGUUUAAAGACUACAAUCUAGAUGUGCAAGAACAGCCAAUUGAAAUAGGCUACCUACAUCCUCUCCUCGAGGUGAGAGAAGCAAUCCAGAAUAUCUUUCUUCAGAUGGGUUUUGAGGAGAUGCCAACAAAUAAUUUUGUUGAGAGCAGCUUCUGGAAUUUUGAUGCACUAUUCCAACCUCAACAACACCCUGCUCGUGAUUCACAUGAUACCUUUUUUCUUAAAGUUCCUUCCACCACUAGGGAACUACCUGAAGAUUAUCUAGAGAAAGUAAAGCAAGUCCAUGAAAUUGGCGGUUAUGGGUCCAUGGGUUAUAGAUACAAAUGGAAAAGGGAGGAAGCAGAGAAAAAUCUGCUCCGAACUCAUACGACUGCAGUUUCUACGAGAAUGCUUUACCUACUUGCUCAGAAGAAGCCUUUUACUCCCAAGAGGUAUUACUCUAUAGAUCGUGUUUUCCGGAACGAAGCUGUUGACAGAACUCAUCUUGCUGAGUUUCAUCAGAUAGAAGGUCUCAUAUGUGACCGAAACCUCACACUUGGUCAUCUUAUUGGAGUGCUGAAUGACUUCUUUGCUUCCCUUGGCAUGAAAAAGCUGCGCUUCAAACCUGCUUAUAAUCCAUACACAGAACCAAGCAUGGAAAUCUUCAGUUAUCAUGAAGGUUUAGAUAAGUGGGUGGAGGUCGGAAAUUCUGGCAUGUUCAGGCCUGAAAUGUUGCGCACGAUGGGGUUCCCAGAGGAUGUUUCUGUUAUUGCAUGGGGCCUUUCCCUAGAGAGGCCAACAAUGAUUCUGUACGGGAUCAAUAACAUUCGGGACCUCUUUGGACCCAAGGUUGAUUUCAAUAUUAUAAAGAACAGCAAGAUAUGCCGUUUAGGUUGGCAGUAAUCUUCUCAGGUGGAGAGAGAGAGAGAGAUCACCUGCGAUGAAAAUGCCAGGGCCCUGGUCGCUUCAAGUUAGUUCAAGUGAAUUUGUUACCUUCACAAAUUUUGGAAUGUCAUGGUACACUUUGAAUCCAGGAUUUUGUUUGUUCCAUUCUCAUUGAAAUACAAUGUAAAAUUAAGUAUAGGGAGACAGCGACAAACUGAAUAGAAUAGUGCUUUGUAAUAUUUAUUUAGUUAAAUGAAAAUCCUCUUAAACUGAAGAUUAUAUCA